Messenger RNA from Armigeres subalbatus, 3981 nucleotides. Its product is annotated as inhibitor of Bruton tyrosine kinase. NCBI's taxonomy places the organism in Eukaryota, Metazoa, Arthropoda, Insecta, Diptera, Culicidae. Gene Ontology annotation, molecular function: protein binding. The record is from RefSeq and is a predicted model, not a curated record. Bases 141 to 3812 code for a protein of 1223 amino acids. The transcript is spliced from 8 exons.
UCACCUGAGUGUUUUGUUGAGUGUUUGUGCGUCAGGAUCCGCGAAGUUUUAUUUUGGAUCGCCUUAUCGGCUGAUUGCGAAAUCCGUACUAUAUACGGGUAAAUUCCGGACCAACUGUAGCCAAAACGUCUUUCAGCAGGAUGGCUUUCUCAAUUAGCAACUACGAUUACGAGUGUACGCGCAAGUGCCACCUGUCGCUCCACGGCAACGCAAUCACAGCGGCCCUGACGAAGAAAUCCGUCUCCGACGAGCUGCUGGCGGCUUACGUGGCCAAGGUUUGCCGGAACUUUGCGGAUAUACUGGACGAUCAGGGGAGAAGUGGCCUUCAUUUGGCCGCUUCGGUGGGUCGAUAUGCAAUCGCCGAAUGGUUGCUCAACAACAAGGCCAGUAUGGUGCUGAAGGAUUGUGAAUCCGGUCACACAGCUCUGCACCGGGCAAUGUACUACGGCUGUGUUGGCGUGGCCGUUCUAUUACUGAAACAGGGCGCCGUUAUUGAUGUGCCGGACGAGGACUUUGUCAAUCCAUUGCAGUUGUGCAGCAACAUCCCGAAGCACAAGGAUAGUGGCAUCGGCGAUGAAAUAGUGGUAUGGGGAAAAAACAGAAACUACAACCUCGGAAUCGGAAAUGUCGAAGGCAGGGACAUACCGGAUUGCAUCGAUUACUUUCGAAAGCAUCGAAUUACGAUUGCGAAGAUGUCAAUUAACUGCUACCACAGCGUAUUUCUGGCCAAAAAUGGAGAUGUGUACGCCACGGGGCAUGGCCGAGGUGGACGGUUGGGAAAUGGAACAGAAAACACAGUUGUGUUCCCAAUUAAAGUAACCGUUAGCAUGCGAAGCAUUGAUGAGCGAAUAAUAGACGUCAGCACUGGUAGACAUCACACACUGCUGUUAUCCGACCAUAAUUGUAUUUACUCCAGUGGGGAGAACACUCACUGCCAAUUAGGAAUUAAACCACCCCCGGAAAAGCAGUUAACCUUCAAGGAAAUUGGAGGAUUGCACAACUUUGCAGAUAAGCGGAUUAAGCGAAUAAUAGCCAAAGACUUUCAUUCCAUUGCGGUUUGCGAAGCAACCGUGUUUGUGUGGGGUCUCAACGGAGGCCAAUUCGGUAUGAAGAAAGAGGUGAACCCAGUGCUGCUUCCUAAAGCGCUUCCUUUGGAUAUCGAACAAGGCAAAGACAAACUAACAAAUGUAGACACCACGAUAAAGCUAGUCGAAUCGAGUAAUGCAGCAAUAGUAGUUUACACCAAGUCCAACUAUUUGUACAUAUUUAAUACUUUUAAACGAAGGACUUACAAGAAUCCUCUGAUGGAGAAAUUUGAAUGCAUCUCCGUUUCUGGUGGGGAGCUCGCCACCAAGAAGGAAGACCUCUCGAAGCAGACGAAGCAGCUCAGGAUAUUGGCCUUCACGAUUUCCAGAAAUAUCUACAUUUGGUACGAAGACUGUCAGCAGUUUGUGAGAUGUGUUUUUGCCCAGUCGAGAAAUCUGGAGAUCGAGAAGAUCGUUUGGUGCAAUAAUAAUGCCCUGGUUCUUCUGUUGGGCAACUUGUACUAUGGAACCAUAACUCACAAACUGAACGCCCAGGCUGUUACUCAAAUGAGCGAGUACACCGAGACGUAUGCUAAGAAGGAGAUGAGCACCACCAGCAAGACGAGGAUAGAGCUAAAGCGGAUAAAGAAUUUGAACAACGUGACGGAUUUUGUGUGCGACAAUGAUGGUGAGAAUUUUGCCGCUCUGCUGGAAAACUCUCGUCGUUGCUUCCAAGUGCCGAAACAGUAUGAGUCAAAUUACGACUUUGGUAAUCUUCUAGCCGAGGCACAUGAAAUGGACGGAGUUCACGACUUGGUAUUCGUGGUAGACUACCAAUCCUUCCCGGUUCACAAGUUUAUUAUUUACCACCGUUGUCGGCAUUUACGUAGACUAGCCGAAAAACAACCCACCGAGCAGCAGAUCCAUCUCAAAGGGUACGAAGGGCUUACGGUAUCCAUCUUUGAGUUGAUUCUCCGUUAUAUCUACACGAAUGAAGUUGUGUCAAGGGCUGAUGUCGAAAAGCUUAUCAAACAAUUGCACCCAGGAUGUGCAAUCGAUGAGCAGAGCACGAGUGAAAUGGUUACACGUUUGCGAAAAGUGUUCAAACAACUAGAGAUAGGGACGCUAAAUGAAUCGUUGAAAAGCUUAUCCGAGGAACCAGUGCUAGAGGAUUUUCCGAAACUGUUGCGUGAUUCUUAUCCAGAGCUUCGAGACGUAACCAUUCGACUGCAAGACAAUCAGGAGAUUAAAGCCCACAAGUGCGUUCUGAUGGCCCGGCUCGAGUAUUUCAAUAUGAUGUUCAGUCAUACCUGGACGGAGAGCAAAACCGUUAAUCUGAACACUAUCCCGAUGGAGUACAUGGAACCGAUUGUGGAUUUUCUAUACAAUAAUGACUACCAAAAAAUUCGCGAUCAGAAAUAUUCUGAAUCCUUCCUUUUCAACAUGGUCGUUAUUUGCGAUCAGUUUUUCAUCGAAGAACUGAAAUGCCUAUUCGAAGCUAUAAUCGCUGAUCGAAUCAAUCUGAAAAAUGUUGGUGAACUCCUCGACUACGCCUUCCAAUACAAUUGUGAAGUGCUGAAAAACAUCUGCAUGCAAUACAUCAGUGUGAACCUCGCCAAACUAUUGGAGCAGCGUUCGCUGGACUGCCUUGAACCUGCAAUCCUUACACAAAUCGACAAAUUCUACAAAGAAUUUUACAAUCUUGCUGCGUACCGGACAAUAACUCCAUCAGCUGAAGCAAUUUCGGAUGAAGAGAUGGCACUAUUCGUUGGAGAUUUCCACGUCGAUCUGACUGCCAAGAUGAACGAAACUAGCUUGAAAAGCAAAACCCCCAAAGGCAAAAUUACCCCGAAAAGUACAAAGCUCCAACAAGAAAAACGAAAUUAUGAGAAAGAGGCCAUGAGUUACAUCAGGGAUCUAACUUUUCAGGAAUCUCCCGUACCAAAAAUGGAGGAAAAAGAAAAUUGCAAUGGAGUGAAUAGCCACCAACCAAUCCAAGAGAAUGGAGUCAAAAGUUGGCACAAAGUCGUAGAUCCCAAAAGGAAAUCCAUACCGGCCGCUUUAAAAGCCAACGAAAUCGUUAAAAACGAAAGCAAGGUGACAGAAAAUUUUUCCAAUCUCAGAUCUCUGUUGGAUAAAGGUACAUCCCCCGUGAAAGACUUACCAUCUCCUGCCACUUCAGACAAGAAAGAUGAAGGCUACGACUCCGGCUACAAUAGCACCCGCAUGACAACUUUCAACCUCAGCGAUUUUGCCAUCCAAAAACCUAAACUCUCCCAAAAGCAGCGCAAGCGUCUUUCCUCUACAUCAGAAAAACCAAAAGAACUGAUACCGGUUCCCUCGCCGGAUACAACACCGACAAAUCCAUGGAAAAAUGUAACAAAUUCCGCCGCCGACAUGUUCAAAUCGGAACCAAUCGCCAUACCGUCGACGCGCGGCAAUCGAAAGAUUAGUAACGGGAGCUACGAGCUCGUAUCGCCUCUUACCGGAUCCUACGUGCCAGCAAACAACCAUCUAUCAUCCUCCCCGAAGGUUACCACCGAAAACAAACCGGACAAGGCUCAGAAGGAGUUUAGUAAAAUCCUUGAAGACGAACGCAAACAGAAGCAGUACUAUGAGAAAAUCAAAUGCAAAUCGUUGGUGCACACACAGAUCGAGGAGCGAGCCAUCGAGGAACUUCGACGGUUCUACAACGUAGAAAGCGUCUUCGAUGAGCACAUUGUCGUGGAAAGGUACCGGCCCAAGUCGGACACGGCUGUAAAUUUUGCCGUUUGGCAGUACCAAUGAGUGGAAUGACCGACUGAGUAAUGCGCUAUUGAGGGGCAAAACAAAGUUUUGAAUUGGUGUUGUGUGUUUUAGGCUAGAAUGCAUGUCUUAUUAGGAAUAAGACAGAAUAUGACUAUUACGCUGAAUAAAGUUGAACUUUUUAUUAAGUAGGAACCUAAUUGAUGCCUAA